Messenger RNA from Phragmites australis (common reed), 9537 nucleotides. Its product is annotated as serine/threonine-protein kinase ATM. The coding region runs from base 129 to 9158 and encodes 3009 amino acids. The transcript has 79 exons. The record is from RefSeq and is a predicted model, not a curated record. Lineage: Eukaryota; Viridiplantae; Streptophyta; Magnoliopsida; Poales; Poaceae. Gene Ontology annotation, molecular function: protein serine/threonine kinase activity; protein binding. Gene Ontology annotation, biological process: DNA repair.
CAAAACCCAAGCGAAACCCCUCCUCCCUCUCCCCCUCCGUCUCCAUCCAUCUCCUCUCGCCGCGCCGCUUCCCCCAUGUCCUCCUCCUCCACCUCCGCGCCCAAACCCUAGCGUUGAACACCUCGUCGAUGGCGGGGGCCGCGACCUCGCGCGACGUGGAGGAGGUCAUCCAGAAGCUCCACUCCGAUCGGGUCAGAACCCGCGAUGAAGGGGUGAAGCUGCUCGGAACAUGGCUGCAGGGUGGCCGCGCUGCCUCCUUCUGCCGUCUUCUCGGCCGCAACACCGUCCGGCUAAAGUCCGGUCACCUCACCGGCGCGGCGACGUGGCCGCUUCUCAUCCUGGCGCUCAUCAACUGCGUCAAGGAGGACAUCUCGGGUAAGAAGCGUGGCGCCCCCAAGAGCGCCGCGGCCAGGAUGCUGCGCGUCGCUCUCCAUUGCGCCGAGGAUGCGACGCUAUCAGGGCAUUCGUUACUGUUGAUCUCAGUUGCUAGGCAACUUUUUAGUCAUAUCUGGGAGGUUGUAAAAGAUGGCUCCAGCUUUCAGUUAGAGUACGGCAUAAUUCUUAGGCAGCUUUUGACCAUUAAGGAGUACCGGUAUCAGAUGAAACCUCGGACAUAUAGCAGUUUUGUUGUUCUCUACAUGAAGAAGGUCGCACUUGGCUUUGAUGCAAAAUUCAGCAAUCAGGAGAGCUCCAAGGAUGAAUCCUUCCGCUGUACAUCGACACUUCAUAUUCUACUUGAAAACCCACCGGGUGAUUACCCUGAUAUCAUGAGGGAGGAUAUUCUUAAUGGAUUUAGUGCAAUCUUCUCACGCAUUAGGGAGGAAGGAAAGCUGACCCGCAAACUUAUGGAAUGCAUCAACACGUUUUUACUGAAGGAUGGGCCAAACCUGGGAUACAAAUCUGUGGAGCUCCACAACACAGUCCAAGAGUUUAUAUUCCGUUCUUGGCUGACGACUCAUGAUGAGGCCUUGAAGAGUUUGUUUAUCACAUAUGCAAAAGUUCAGCUGAAGCUUGCCAGGGCUAUUCCAGAGGUUUUGGAAAAACUUCUUGACAUCAUCAUUAAGGAAUUAGACCAAAAUGUUAACACUGGAGCAGGUUUUUUAUGGUGUGAGGCACCUCGAGAUGAGAAAGCCGGGUCCUUGAGAUGCUUCCAGGAGGAAUGGAUGGAUCUUUCUGCUACUGUUUUCUAUCUGGCCUACAAAUGCACACCUAAGACACCAAACAGGGAGAAAAGGUUGAAGACGGAGCACAUUACAAACCUCAUCAUGGAUGGCCUUUUGAAAGGAUCUCUGUUUUGGAGUGGUUCUAUUUGUUUUCUGAUUCACAAGUAUGGAUAUCGAGUGGACAAAUCUUUGUUGAUUAGUUGGUUUAAAGCAAGUUGCAAAGCUUUGCGAAGUGUCUUGAGCAAUGCCAAUGCCAUACGGUUUCAGGAUUCACUACUUUGGCUUGUCAGGGCACUCAAGGAGUUCUCCACGGUGCUCAUGUUGAAUGCUAAGGAGGAAGCACAAUCUUGUUUAACAAAAGGCGAGAUGUCAGUCGUUGAAGGUUGUUGGCAAGAUGUAUGGAAUUCCCUUAUUCAUGCGCUUCCAUUGUUUAGCACCACUGCUUUAGUUGCUGAUUCAGCUUUGAGUUUGUUGGGUGGAAUGAUCGUUCGGGACCAAGUUCAUACAUCAUUUCUGUCAGAAGAUACAUGGAACUUACAGAUAUUUAAACAAUUGCCAUCACCGUCUGCUUUAUAUUUCAUUGCUUGUUACUUCUCAAGGAUAGGAUUUCAGGGUGAUUUAUCCAAUUCUAUCUUUGUUCGGAAGAAUCUGUUAAGAUCAACUUUGGAGUUAGUUCAUUCAAAGGAAUUCACUCUUUUGAAUGAGCAAAAUGUUGUUAUCAUUCCUGAAGCGAUUUUUUCACUGUGUGCUGGUUUUUCGUCAUCAGCAAUUAAUUCAGCAGAUACAUCACAACUAUUUGGUGAUUAUAAAUUUUUUUCGAAGAUGUCACUUGAGGACGAGAACUGGGUUCUCAAAGACGUACUGCACUACUCUGUGGAAGCUAUAUCAGAAAUCAAUCUUGAAAGUGCUACCAAGGUUAUGUCUGAUAAAUGCCACCGCAUACACCUCCCUGGGACUAUCCAGCAACCAAUGCUCCUCGAGCUCAUGGAAUUCACUAAAGGAUUUGUGGCCUCAAAUGAGCAAUUCGAGAAAGUGGACUUAUCUAAUCUUGUAUAUCUUUGCUCUCUUCUUUGCAAUCUGAUUCAUUGUGCACUGUUAUCGAGGGCCAUAGAAGGAAAAUCUUCACUUCUACAUGAAGUAUUAGAUUACGUCAUCAAUAUUCUAAAGUAUAUUGUGUCAGUUGUUAUGAAGAAGCAUGAUGAACUUUCUUAUGGUCUUACUAACUCAAGUUCAGCAUUUGAUACAACGGGCUCCGUUUUAUCCUCAUUCCAGAGCUUCUUGUCUUCUCCAAUAUUUAAUAUGCUGAGAGUUGAUAACAGAAUUAGUUGUGUGCUUAUCAAAGGCAUUACUGACUUACUUGAUGAACUCCUGGUGGCGAUCUCUCAGCUGUUUUCUCGGCUCUCUAUUUUAAUGAACAAUUUUGAUGUAGAGAAUGCUGGUAAAGUGUUGCCAAUAUCUUGUGUCAACUCAGAGGACCUAAAUCCUAUUGUUGACUCCAAAAGUAGUGUUGCUGAUAUGGAUCUUGAUGUGAUGGACUCUGGUGAAGUAGAUUCUGUCACAGCUAAUGCAAGUGGAAGUAUGGGUAGCUUCUUACGACCUUUGGAGUGGAAGCUAGAACUAGUUUCCGUUAUUUCAACUUUUUUCUCAGUGUCAUCACUUCGUACAUGGGAAAUCUUGUACAGCUUGGUGGAGAAAGAAAGUGAUGUAAAGAUUCGUCAGGCCAUCUUGCUUAAGCUUUGCAGAAAUAUUUCAGCUUCAUCUAAACCUGUAUCAUCCGUGGUCCAUCUGCUAAUUGAUAUGAGGGACAGAGGUGCAUGUUCAUUACUUAGCUCUGCAGAAUGCGUAGCUCAUGUCCAUGCUUUGUUAAGAACAUUGAUAGCUAUCUGCAAUGGUGGACAAGAUACUGAUGGAAAGCCACAAGGAUGCAAAUUGGUUUUAAGUGAGAACCAGGAUAUCCUAUUAGACUUGGUAAAUAAGGCUACUGAGAUCAGUUUCGCAGAUUGGAGUUGCCGCAUCAAGCUGAUUGAUUGUGUCUGCUCCUUUAUUUACCUGUUCCCCGAUGUUGCCCAGGAUUUGAUCGGAUGUUUACUUGACAUGCUGCAUGACACUGAUUAUCGUGUCAGGUUGUAUUUGGCUAGGGAAAUUGUUGUAUUAUUCCAAACAUGGGAAGGGCAUAAGGAAUUGUUUCAUGAUGUUUGCUCAAAUAUUGGUGCCAAGAUGGUACAGUUCUUGAAUAACACUCCAGUUAAAGCUAGAGAAGUCUUAGCUGUUGGUCCACAAUCUGUUCCUGUUAUUGAAACUGCCCUCAGUACACUAGCUCAUUUGGCUGUGCAUAGCGAGGAUGUUGAAGUUGAGUGUGUGUUCAUGAUUUCUGCUGCUGCUGCUAUAGAGCCUUCUCAGCGAGAAUUAGCUUAUGCUUUAUUUGACUCAAUAUCAAGGAGGCUCGGUUAUGCUUCACGAAGCAAGUAUCUGGACCAACUGAUGGGUCCAAUUCUUUUUCGGUGGGUUGCUUGUGACAUGAGUCUAGUUUCACUUGUUGAGAUGCAAGAAAUGUUUGGUUAUAGGUCAGCUGAGCCAAAGAACUUUGUUGAACAUUGCUGCUCAUGGCUUCUCUCUUUCCUUAUUCUCAGGGGUGAUGCAGCUGACCUUAAUUGGACAUCAAAGAUUUUGUCGCAACCUUUGUCUGUCAUUAUCAAGAGGUACUUCGUUCCAAUCUUUGGAUUGUCCAUUGCCACCAGAUGUGGCACAGGGCCAGAGAAGGACUCAGCAGAAACUGUCCUGUAUGAAUCACUUUUGCAGCUUGGUGAAAUUUCUGAGUUUGAGCGUGAUGAUCUCAUUAAAAGACAUAUGGUUUCCAUCGUUGCCUUUUUGCUCUCAGUUUCAUCAUCUGCUCGUGGACCACAAAUCCCAUAUUUUAGCAAGGAAGUCGUUGCUCUCUCAGUCAAAACGGUUGUUGAUGGAUUUGUGGACACAAUGGAUGAUGAUUUGGCUGACACAGUUGUUAUUGAUAAAAUAAAUAUAUUCCGCGCUGACAGAGUUUUCAAGUUCCUAUUGGCAAUACAUCAGCAAGUUGAAGAUGCUAGCCAUCCUAGGCACAUGGGUCAUCGGCUUUGUGCAAUUGAUGUUCUGAUAGAUGUACUUGGACACAGAGUGGUUCUUGAGAGCACUUGCUUCUAUAUUAUUUGUAUACUGGGGAACUAUAUCCAGCGGAAACCAUUGCAAGACCAAUGCUGUAAUAUUUUGUCCAAGUUAUUGGCUGCUUUCGAUGGAAACUCCUCUGCAGACACUGUCACAGUGCUGGGCAGGCAGCUUCAGCUUGUAGUUCCAAAAUUGGUCACUUGUUGCCUAAUUAAUGAGAAAGAAGAAAGAAGUGGUAAUGCAGAUUCAUCAAGAGUUCUUUCUUUGCUUCGUCAAUUGACAGUGGAUGCUGAUCCACUGCUUUAUGAUUACAUAAGAGAGUUAGAACCACUUCCUGAUCUUGAUUGCUUGAAAGAUAUACAGGAGUUCCAUGCUUCACUUUCUGCAUCCUAUGCUUCAAGAGAUCAGUUUUUAAAGUUUGUUAGUAGGGCUCCUUAUUUGCCACCGGAACUAUUUUUGUUGAGUCUUCGUAUGUAUAAAAAGAAGUUAUUAUUGGGAGAAAUCAUCUGUAGAAGCGACUUAUCUGUGGCUGAUGCAGAUAUAAUUAGCUGCUGGUGCAGCGACCCAGAUGUCGUUUCUGCUGUAUGGACUCUUGUUGACCUUUGUAGCUCAUCAUCUGUAGCAAAUGAAGCUUCUUCGGUGCUUGCUGAUUUUAUCUCUAGGGCUGGCAUAUCUGAUGCGCAUCAAGUAAUAUUCCAUUUGCCAACUCUUACUCAAAAGCAUCCCUUACAACUGCAUAGUGGAUCUGCUUCCAAGGAGGAUAAAUUGUGCUCAGACUAUGGUAUUUCUGAUGAUAUCUUGGUUGAGCUUCUAAAACUCUUGAAGACUUAUUUAUCUGAUGAAUCUGUUGAAAUAAUAGAUGUUACUUCACAAACAUUGAAGGGAGUCCUGUCUACAUCAAGGGGGCUCAAUGCUCUGCAGUGUCUUGAUCCUCUUGAUAGGUCUUUACUGAUGGUUCACUCAAGAGGCAUAAACAUUCAGGUAGUUGAACAGACAAUUUUGGGAAUGGAAAAGUAUUCUGGUGUUUCACUUGAAGAUUCAGAUAUGUGGCAAACUGAUGGUCGAACUUAUGAGCAAUGGGUGUGCACCCUAGUGAGCUCACUCAUUUGUCAUUGUGAUGACAUCAUCUUGAGACUUUGUAGGAGUCUUGUUUUUCUCAAAGUUAAGGCUGCUGAGCUUUUACUUGCAAGUGCUCUUGUGAACAUUGCUGGUAAUGUUGAUUCUAAUGCUGCCAUCUGCAGAUUAAUUUCAACAAAGGUCGAGAAAAUAAUUUUUUCCGACUCCAAUCAUUUGAUGAAGUCAAUUCAUCUGUUUUUGGAUGCACUGAAUGUUGUCAGAUCUUUUUAUGUUGCUGAAAAAGCCAGAACUUGUCCUCCUAAUUCUCUCAAGGAUGGUAGAUCUGUUAGAUCAAAAAGUCGAUCACCAACAACAACUCCAUCAUCGUUCUGGAAGAAGGUAUACUGGCUUUCAGUUGAUUAUCUUGUUGCUGCCAGAGCUGCUACUCGUUGCUCAUGUGACUUCGCUGCACUAAUGUAUGUUGAACUUUGGUGUGAGGAACAAUUCAAUAGGCUGGCAUUAGGACCUCCAGAUUUUUCACAUGAAGAGUCGUUGCCACCACAUAUUGGUCUGUUAGUUGCUACUUUUACUCGCAUAAAUGAGCCAGACAGCAUUUAUGGGAUCACACUGGCCAAUGAGAUAACAUCGCAAAUCAUCAGAUAUGAGCAUGAAGGUGAUUGGAGUAGUGCUCUUGAAUAUUAUGAUUUACUUGUAAGGUCAACACCAAAGGAGCACCUUGGCAAUUUAGCUGGGACAGUUUUGACUGCACCAUCUGUUGUGUCUUCUAAAGCAGAAGAUAAGAUGCUGAACUGGAAAAUGCACAAAGGUCUGAUGAGAUCUUUGCAGAAAACUGGAUGUAGUCAUGUGCUUGAUGUCUACUGUGAAGGCUUAACUCACCAAAAAGGAUGUCUUCAACAAGAUGCGGAGUUUAUUGAUAUACAAUAUGAAGCCGCUUGGAGGGCAGGAAACUGGGAUUUCUCCUUUUUCAUUCCAUAUUCUUCUUGUUCUUCAACCCGCACCCGAAGCUACUCUCUUUUUAAUGAAAAUUUACACAGUUGCUUAAGAGCUCUGCAGAAUGGUGACUCUGAGGAAUUCCAUGUGAAACUUUGUCAAACCAAGAUGGAUCUUGUAUUGACUUUGUCAAAUGCUAGCAAGGAGAGCACAAAAUACAUACAUUCUACCAUCCUUAAAUUACAGAUGCUAGAUCAUGUUACUAUGGUUUGGGACCUACGUUGGAACUUUUUUCCCAAUCAGACGUCAAAAUCUUAUCUUGGAACCAAGGAAUUUUCUCCCGUACCUACUGUACCUACAGGGUUGCAGUUGGAAUUGCUGGAUAAAGAGUGGAACUUCAUUGUGUUCCAAACAGAACAUAACCUUGAUCUUUUUGAACCUUUUCUAGCACUUAGGCGUGCCCUCCUUAAGACUUUAGGUUGUGAAGACCAUCUUGUAGAACAUUUAUUUCAAUCUGCUUCUGCGCUCCGGAAGGGAUUAAGGUUUUCUCUGGCUGCGGCUGCUUUAUAUGAACUCAAAGAACUUUGUUUUCACAGAGAUGAGCGCACUAUGUCAUAUACUUAUUUCCUUUCAAGGCUUGAAGAGGCUAAACUGCUGAGAGCUCAGGGGCAGCAUGAUAUGGCUAUUAGUCUUGGGAAAUACAUUCUACAGAAGCAUCCUGAUAAGAAAGAGAUAUCAGAUGUCUAUCGAUUAGUUGGCAAGUGGUUGGCUGAAACAAGAUCGAGCAACUCAAGAACUAUCAUUGAGGACUACUUAAGACCUUCUGUAGAUCUUACUGAAGUUCAGAAGAGCACAGACAAAAGGCACAUGACCAGGCAGUGUCGAACACAUUUCCAUCUGGCACAUUAUACAUAUAGUUUAUUCAAAAGUUAUGAGGAAAGACUUUCAUCCAAUGAGUGGCAAGCAGCUCUGCGACUAAGGAAAUACAAGACUAGGGAGUUGGAGACACUGAUUAAAAGACUGAAAAGUUCAUCUAAGGGUAUAAAGACUGAUUAUUCAGUAAAAAUCCAAGAGUUGCAGAAACAACUUGCACUAGACAGAGAAGAAGCUGAGAAGAUUCAGGAUGACCGGGACAAUUUCUUAAGUCUAGCACUUCAGGGGUACCAACAUUCUCUCGUUGUUGGUGGUAAAUAUGACCUACAAGUGGUUUUCCGGUUGGUCUCACUGUGGUUUAGUCUUUUCUCAAGGGAGCAAGUCGUGAAAGCAAUGAUUAAAACAACAAAAGAGGUCCAAACCUACAAGUUCAUACCAUUGGUUUAUCAAAUUGCUUCUAGACUUGGAAGCUCCAAAGAUGCUCAGGGGUCAACAAACUUCCAGAUUGCAUUAGCUUCUCUUCUGAAGAAAAUGGCUAUUGAUCAUCCAUAUCAUACAGUAUUUCAGCUUUUGGCUUUAUCAAAUGGUGAUCGUGUCAAAGACAAGCAAAGGAGUAGAAGUUCUUUUGUUGUAGAUAUGGAGAAGAAGCUUGCUGCUGAAAAUCUGUUAAAGGAGCUAUCUUCCUGUCAUAGAGCUUUAAUUUGUCAGAUGAAACAAAUGGUUGAGAUCUACAUUAAGUUAGCUGAACUUGAGACCAAGAAGGAGGACACUAACAAAAAAAUUCCAUUACCCAGGGAGGUCCGCAGCAUUUGUCAGCUUGAACUUGUUCCCGUUGUGACUGCUACCGUUCCAGUUGACCCUAGCUGUUUGUAUGAAGAAGGUUCCUUUCCACAUUUCAGUGGGCUUGUGGACUCUAUUACGAUAAUGAAUGGAAUUAAUGCGCCCAAAGUUAUAGAAUGUUUUGGCUCUGAUGGUAACAAAUACCGCCAACUUGCGAAAUCUGGAAACGAUGACCUGCGACAAGAUGCUGUGAUGGAGCAAUUUUUUAGUUUGGUAAAUACGUUCUUGCAAAAUCAUAGAGAUACUUCUGAAAGAAGAUUGAGAAUCCGUACAUAUAAGGUUGUUCCUUUCACCCCAAGUGCUGGUGUUGUUGAAUGGGUAAAUGGCACUGUUCCACUCGGUGAAUAUCUAUUGGGGAGUACUAGAAGUGGCGGAGCACAUGGACGAUAUGGAACUGGGGACUGGACUUUUCUUCAGUGCAGAGAGUACAUGAUGAGUGAAAAGGACAAGAGGAGGGCAUUUCUUAAAGUCUGUAACAACUUUAGGCCUGUAAUGCAUCACUUCUUUCUUGAGAGAUUCUUGUUGCCCUCAGAUUGGUUCCAAGGCAGACUUGCUUACACAAGAAGUGUGGCGGCAAGCUCCAUGGUAGGAUAUAUCGUGGGACUUGGGGAUCGUCAUUCCAUGAAUAUUCUCAUUGACCAAGACACAGCCGAGGUUGUCCACAUUGAUCUUGGUGUUGCAUUUGAACAGGGUCUCAUGCUUAAAACACCUGAACGGGUUCCAUUUCGGCUGACGAGGGACAUCAUAGAUGGCAUGGGUAUUACUGGCGUUGAAGGGGUGUUUAGAAGAUGUUGUGAGAAAACUCUUUCUGUUAUGAGGGAAAAUAAAGAAGCAUUGCUCACUAUUAUCGAGGUUUUCAUCCAUGAUCCUCUAUAUAAAUGGGCCCUCUCACCACUGAAAGCUUUACAGCGUCAAAAGGAAACAGAUGAUACUGAUUCAUGUUUGGAUGACUCCCAAGAAGCUUAUGAGGGCAACAAGGAUGCAGCUCGUGCUAUACUCCGUGUUAAACAGAAGUUGGACGGAUAUGAAGAUGGCGAGAUGAGAAGUGUGCAGGGCCAGGUCCAACAACUCAUACAGGAUGCUGUAGAUGUUGACCGCUUGUGCCAAAUGUUUCCGGGGUGGGGACCUUGGCUGUAAGCACCAUGGAAAUGUAUGUAAAUUGUGAACAUAGGCAAGAGCGACAAGCAUGACCCAUUGGGAUGCAGGUGUAUGGAUUGUACAGUUAUUCCACUACCCAUAGCUGUUUCAAGGCUUGUGGUCAUUCAAAAGAGGGGUGACCAUCAAACAGGUGCUUGUAUCACUUAUUGGCUCAUCGUUGUGGCAGUAGCUCUCAGCCUCUCACAUUAGCCCAACAUUAGGUCAGUUUGACAAGCCGCCUUCGCUUGAGAGGCAGCGACCUUUUCCCCCGAACAGCUUGUGCCUUCGCUUGAGAGUUUGGCUGCUGUUUUGUUUACUCUGAGAGACUGCAAGCCUUGAGAUUGUCUAUAACUGUUCUAUAAAGGGAUCGUUUUGAUCA